UCCCCCCCCUUCUCUCUCUCUCCGAGGGGGGGGGUCCCGGGGAGGGAGGGGGGGUCCCCCGAUCAGCAUGUGGCUCCUGGCGCUGUGUCUGGUGGGGCUGGCGGGGGCUCAACGGGGGGGAGGGGGUCCCGGCAGCGGCCCAGGCCUGGGCCUCGGCAGCCUCGGGGAGGAGCGCUUCCCAGUGGUGAACACGGCCUACGGGCGAGUGCGCGGUGUGCGGCGCGAGCUCAACAACGAGAUCCUAGGCCCCGUCGUGCAGUUCUUGGGUGUGCCCUACGCCACGCCACCACUGGGCGCCCGCCGCUUCCAGCCGCCUGAGGCCCCCGCCUCGUGGCCCGGCGUGCGCAACGCCACCACCCUGCCGCCCGCCUGCCCGCAGAACCUGCACGGGGCGCUGCCCGCCAUCAUGCUGCCUGUGUGGUUCACCGACAACUUGGAGGCGGCCGCCACCUACGUGCAGAACCAGAGCGAGGACUGCCUGUACCUCAACCUCUACGUGCCCACCGAGGAUGGUCCGCUCACAAAAAAACGUGACGAGGCGACGCUCAAUCCGCCAGACACAGAUAUCCGGGACUCAGGGAAGAAACCUGUGAUGCUGUUUCUGCACGGCGGCUCCUACAUGGAGGGCACUGGGAACAUGUUUGAUGGCUCUGUCCUGGCUGCCUAUGGCAACGUCAUCGUAGCCACGCUCAACUACAGGCUUGGGGUGCUCGGUUUUCUCAGCACUGGGGACCAGGCAGCAAAAGGCAACUAUGGGCUGCUGGACCAGAUCCAGGCCCUGCGCUGGCUCAGUGAAAACAUUGCCCACUUUGGGGGCGACCCUGAGCGAAUUACCAUCUUUGGAUCUGGGGCAGGAGCUUCCUGUGUCAACCUUCUGAUCCUCUCCCACCAUUCAGAAGGACUGUUCCAGAAGGCCAUUGCCCAGAGCGGUACCGCCAUCUCCAGCUGGUCUGUCAACUACCAGCCGCUCAAGUAUACACGCCUGCUGGCAGCCAAGGUGGGCUGUGACCGGGAGGACAGUGCCGAAGCUGUAGAGUGUCUGCGCCGGAAGCCUUCCCGAGAGCUGGUGGACCAGGACGUGCAGCCUGCCCGUUACCACAUUGCUUUCGGGCCUGUGGUGGAUGGUGACGUCGUCCCAGACGAUCCUGAGAUCCUCAUGCAGCAGGGAGAAUUCCUCAAUUAUGACAUGCUCAUCGGUGUCAACCAGGGUGAGGGCCUCAAGUUUGUGGAAGACUCCGCAGAAAGCGAGGACGGCGUGUCAGCCAGCGCUUUUGACUUCACCGUCUCUAACUUUGUGGACAACCUGUACGGCUACCCGGAAGGCAAGGAUGUGCUGCGGGAGACCAUCAAGUUUAUGUACACAGACUGGGCCGACCGGGACAAUGGCGAGAUGCGGCGAAAGACCCUGCUGGCGCUCUUUACUGACCACCAGUGGGUGGCGCCAGCGGUGGCCACCGCCAAGCUGCACGCUGACUACCAAUCCCCUGUCUACUUUUACACCUUCUACCACCACUGCCAGGCUGAGGGCCGGCCCGAGUGGGCAGAUGCGGCGCACGGGGACGAGCUGCCCUACGUCUUCGGGGUGCCCAUGGUGGGUGCCACCGACCUCUUCCCUUGCAACUUCUCCAAGAAUGACGUCAUGCUCAGCGCCGUGGUCAUGACCUACUGGACCAACUUCGCCAAGACUGGCGACCCCAACCAGCCGGUGCCACAGGACACCAAGUUCAUCCACACCAAGCCCAACCGCUUUGAGGAGGUGGUAUGGAGCAAGUUCAACAGCAAGGAGAAGCAGUACCUGCACAUUGGCUUGAAGCCACGCGUCCGUGACAACUAUCGCGCCAAUAAGGUGGCCUUCUGGCUGGAGCUGGUGCCCCACUUGCACAAUCUGCACACGGAGCUCUUCACCACCACCACACGCCUGCCUCCCUACGCCACACGCUGGCCGCCUCGCCCACCCCCUGGUGCCCCGGGCACACGCCGGCCUCCGCCGCCCGCCACCCUGCCGCCUGAGCCUGAGCCUGAGCCAGGCCCCAGGGCCUAUGACCGCUUCCCUGGGGACUCACGAGACUACUCCACGGAGCUCAGUGUCACUGUGGCUGUGGGUGCUUCCCUCCUCUUCCUCAACAUCCUCGCCUUCGCUGCCCUGUACUACAAGCGGGACCGGCGGCAGGAGCUGCGGUGCCGGCGGCUUAGCCCACCUGGUGGCUCAGGCUCUGGUGUGCCUGGUGGGGGCCCCCUGCUCCCUGCUGCUGGCCGCGAGCUGCCACCAGAGGAAGAGCUGGUGUCACUGCAGCUGAAGCGGGGUGGUGGUGUUGGGGCGGACCCUGCCGAGGCCCUGCGCCCUGCCUGUCCACCCGACUAUACCCUGGCUCUGCGCCGGGCACCGGACGAUGUGCCUCUCUUGGCCCCGGGGGCCCUGACCCUGCUGCCCAGUGGGCUGGGGCCACCCCCACCUCCACCACCCCCUUCCCUUCACCCUUUUGGGCCCUUCCCCCCGCCUCCCCCUACUGCUACCAGCCACAACAACACGCUACCCCACCCUCACUCCACCACACGGGUAUAGGGGGCAGCUUGGGGAGGCCCUCCUCCCCAGCCCUCCCCGCCCAGGCGGGAAUCGCCACUCCGAAGGUAGGAAGGACUUGGCCACGGGCUUUUCUCUGAUGGAGUCAAGCUUUUCUCGUGUGGAGUUGUCACUCACAGAGGAGCAUUAAGGUGGACAUGGGUUUCCUCACUGGGAUAUGUGUUUUUUCCCAUGCAGAGAAUCCCCACCACUCUCUUCUCUGGACCUGGGCCUUUGGACAACUGUUGGGGGGGGUUCCCCCUCCACUGGGACACCAGCCUUCGGUGUGUGGAAUUGUGGGAGUACUUUCCUGCGUGGAGGUGUGCUUUUUCAUGAGGGGGUGUGUUUUCCCAUGUGCAGGGUGAGGUUUUUUUUUUGCCGCCCUGGACACAUGUUGGCCCCCUCGAAGAAUUUCUGCAGGGGUUUGUACCCCAGAAUCCUGUUCCCUCAUGCCUUCUCCCACCUCUUUCCACCUCCCCACCCCCUGGAGACCCUGGAAGUGGUGUGUUCACGUGCAGUGACCAUUGGUCACCAGACAACACAGGGUGGUGCUGGGAAGCAGUGAGGAAAUCCCAGGCCCCCUCCCCUUGCUCCCCACCCCAGUGAAGCAUGUCUAUCCCCCGUGGCACAAAUCAGACAGAACACGUUCUCCCUGGUGGGCCCGAGCCUUCCAGGGAUGAAGACGACAGACACGUUUCCUGUCGGGGGAAGGGAGCAGAUCCAUGCUUCCCUGUGCUGCCUGGGAACUUGCUUUCCUGGGGGGUCCAGGACACAUUUCUUUCAGUGGACACAUGUUCUUGCAUGUGGAUGCGUGUUUUCCCAUGCAGACGGCCCCUUUCUCCCCAGCAAUUCCCUGCACCCCACCCCAGGCCUCAGGCCCAGCACUCAAUUCCUCCCCACAUAGCAGUCAGGAACAGAUUGAAAAUGACAGAAGUUGAGGGGGAUGUACAAAUCCUGAGAGGAGGCUCUGCCCCUUGCUGCCCUAGAGAUGCUGAGUUGGAGGGUGUGGCAUGUGCCACCUACAGAGGCCAUGCAUGUUUGACCAGUGCCCUCACCCAAGGUCUGAGGACAGCCUUUUCCCUCAGUUCUUAGACCAUUGCUCAUCUGUGCCCAACUGAGGAGGUAGGUUUGAGGGGUGAAAGACCCUUUCCCCAAAUGUGCCAAGGAUUCCUCAGUCCUGGACCAGGGCAGAGGAAAUGGUGGGGCGGUGGAAUAGAGGAGUUGAAGGAGCAGCAAAAAGAGCCCAACCUGUGUCUCCCUUGUCACUAUGUCCUCUCCUCUGUUCCUUCUCCACCAUCUCUGUCUCCCCCUUUGAAUCUGUCCCCAUCUCAGACCAGCCCCUACCCCUCAGCUGCCCUCCUCUCUUCCCUCAGCCUCCAGGGCCCCAGGAAAGGAACAGUGGAAGUGAGAGCUGGGGAGAAAGGCUUCACAGGACAGGUUGGGGAGAGAAUGAGGUCAGCUGUGCUGAGGAACAGAUGGAAGGGGCAGGGGAGACGGGGCUUGGGCAGACACCAAGAAGAAUUUGAAAGGAAAUGUGUGAGGUGACUGCCCAGAGGCAACCUGAGGAGAAAGGGUUUGAGCCUCUGGGGUAAAGAACAAUGUUGGGAAGAGUUUAAGGAAAGGCAGCAGAGGAGGAGAGAAUCCUUGUCUGCUGGCAUUUAUGGGACAUCAGUGCCAAACUCGAAGGUGGGUGGGUGCUGUCUUCCGCUGACACCCAAAUCCAGAAUCCCUGGUCUUGACUUCCCAGAAUUUUGCCUCCUGACUGACUCUUCUCCUCCCACCUUCACCCAUGGAAACUUAGUUCUUUUCUGACCUCUUCCCUUGCCUGGUCCAGCUCCCUAAACAGUCAUGCCCUCCAAAUGCUAGGAACCUGGGUUCUGAACCCUGUAGACAGAUGCCCCCAGAACUGGGGCAUGGGAGGGGGGCUGGGGGACCCCAUGAUUCAGCCACGGACUCCAAUGCCCAGCCCCUCUCCCCAGAACAAUUCCCUGACAAUUCCAUAUCCCCUACCCCAACCCUUCGCGGCUCUGUACACAUUUUUAAACCUGGCAAAAGAUGAAGAGAAUAUUGUAAAUAUAAAAGUUUAACUGUUGGUU
Messenger RNA from Orycteropus afer afer, 4656 nucleotides. RefSeq names its product neuroligin 2 (gene NLGN2). Gene Ontology annotation, molecular function: signaling receptor activity; neurexin family protein binding. Gene Ontology annotation, cellular component: cell surface; postsynaptic specialization membrane; synapse. Gene Ontology annotation, biological process: neuron cell-cell adhesion; synaptic vesicle endocytosis; postsynaptic membrane assembly. Lineage: Eukaryota; Metazoa; Chordata; Mammalia; Tubulidentata; Orycteropodidae. The record is from RefSeq and is a predicted model, not a curated record.